AUGCAAGUUACUUUCUCUAAGCGUCGUGCUGGACUCUUCAAAAAGGCUAGUGAGCUUUGUACGCUAUGUGGUGCUGAAAUUGCCAUUGUGGUAUUUUCUCCGGGCAAAGCCAACAAAGUUUACUCCUUUGGCCACCCUUCAGUGGAGUUGCUGGUGGAUAGGUUCCUGGGGAGGGACCUCCCUCCACCAAAUGAUGAUGAUCGCUACAACCACCUAAUCAGGGCUCAUCGAAACACUGGUCAACGUGGGCUCAAUAAGGAGGUCAUGGACAUGCAGGAGUCUCUCCAGAAGGAGAAAGCUAUAGGGAAAUCCCUACUUGAAUCUGGGAGGGGAGCCUACGAUCGUGUGUGCGAAUCUCCUAUUAUCGAAGGACUUAGCCUCUCCCAACUUGAACAAUUGAAGGAGGCAUUGGAAGCUCAAAAGUGA
Capsicum annuum is the source of this 426-nucleotide messenger RNA. Its product is annotated as agamous-like MADS-box protein AGL62. The transcript has a single exon. Lineage: Eukaryota; Viridiplantae; Streptophyta; Magnoliopsida; Solanales; Solanaceae. Gene Ontology annotation, molecular function: RNA polymerase II cis-regulatory region sequence-specific DNA binding; DNA-binding transcription factor activity, RNA polymerase II-specific; protein dimerization activity. Gene Ontology annotation, biological process: regulation of transcription by RNA polymerase II. The record is from RefSeq and is a predicted model, not a curated record. Bases 1 to 426 code for a protein of 141 amino acids.